This is a messenger RNA of Magallana angulata, 6861 nucleotides long. RefSeq lists its product as uncharacterized. Gene Ontology annotation, biological process: proteolysis. NCBI's taxonomy places the organism in Eukaryota, Metazoa, Mollusca, Bivalvia, Ostreida, Ostreidae. Gene Ontology annotation, molecular function: DNA-binding transcription factor activity; cysteine-type peptidase activity; zinc ion binding. The record is from RefSeq and is a predicted model, not a curated record. Bases 1546 to 6705 code for a protein of 1719 amino acids. The transcript is spliced from 41 exons.
AAAAGGGCGGAAAAUGUGAAAAAUGGAGGAUCGAGGAGUACCAGAGGCGGUACAAUAUGAACUGACCCGAUGGCUGGAAUAACUUGACAUUUGUAUAAUGGGCCUGUGUAUAUGUUUAUGAAUGAAUUUAAACAUAAGAUUGAUCAAAUUUGCUGGUAUGUCUAUAUUUCGACAUCUUUAAAGUCUUACCGUUACAAAUUUAAUGACAAUAACACUAUAACAGUACAGUUACCAUAGAUUUAGCUUCGUAGCUUGAAAUUUGAAGUUUAAUUGAAUAGCUGAAUGAACCUACUUCAGGUAAGUAAUUAAAGCUAUAUAGGUAAUUCAUGGUAUGCAGCUAAAUCCUGUAAUCGUAUUUGACCCGAACGAUAUUAAAAUCAAAUAGGCUAUAUUUAAAUCAUAGCUUGCUUCGGCAGAAAAGUGAAUCACUCCUGGCUCAUUCAUAAAUGAAAAUGACAAUAACAUUUGCAAUGCUUACCUGAAUCUAGAAAUACGUUUUACAGAGAAAAAAAAACUACUUGUAAACAAAUGCCCAGUAUUUUAGUUUUGAUGGUAUUUAUCAAUUUUGUGUACAUUUCCUAGAAAUGAUGCCUGCAUAUAAAAUUUGGAUCUUGUACCAUAGCUAGGUGGAUUUUCCAUUGUAAAAUGAUGUGGUAUAUUCCUAAGUACACCAUGGCAUAUGGACUAACUUAAUAUUAAGGGGUUAAGGUACAUGAAGUUAUGCUUCUGUUCUAUUCAAACUGAAGCCAUAUAGAUAUACCAUAGCCACAUACAUGUACACCAUGACCUAUAACCAUGUCACACUGUAGAAAUGACUGCAUGAUGAAAUCAAUUUAUUUUAAAUUUUAUUUCAGUUCAAUACAACUGUAUGGAAGAAAUGAUCUCAUUUCAUCAAAUUAAAAGUUCAAUUAUAAACAGUACCAUUAGUACCACGCCAUCAAUUUUCUGGUCUGAUAGUGACAGCUGGUUUCUCAGCAGGUACAUUUACAGACAAAUCAGCUGAAACGGUCUCAUUUCAUCAAAUCAAAAGUACAAUUAUAAGAAUUAAGUACCAUUAGGUACUGCCCCAAUGACUUUUCUGGUGGCCUGGGUUUUUGGUAGGUACAUUCAUAGGCACAUCAGCUGCUUUUAUUUUAAUCUCCUUUGAAUUUGGAACACUACUUUCAAGGACACCUGAGACAUCUUUCAGCAUCUCAUUGGAGAGACUUUUGUAUUUUUGUAUAUCAUGGUACGUUAAGAGAUUUACCCAAUACAAUUGCAUUGGUUUAUGUUGAAAUAAACUAUGCACUCAUCCAUACUUCAUAUGCAAUAGGUAUCUGCAUCUGAUGAUCAAUAUCGCUCCAUGCACUCAUUAUCAUAUGAGCAAGUAAAAUCUUAAAGAUGCUAGUAAUUAAUAUAUUUGUGAAGAAUAUCAUUUAUUUUCUUUUAAUUAAAAUUAUUAUUUUUCUAUUCCAGGAUUUUGUAGAUAACUAUUUGGUUUGAGACAAAAUUAUUGCAAUAACAGUGUAUACUGAAGUUGAAUCUGACAAUUGCUGCAGCAAUAACAUGGAUACUGAAGUUGAAUCUGACAGAUACCUUUCAUGGGAAGACUUCUUAGAAGGGAAGACUUCCCAUUUAUCGGGAUAUGUUUCAUCACUUGUUCAACUUGAGAAGUUGAUUCUGGAAUAUGAAUUUACAACAUCUUCAAGGUUCCGAUCAUUAAAAAGCACAAAGGACUUUGGGCAGAAUAUAGAUCUAUCAUCCAUUAAGACACUUAAUGUGAGAUUUUCUGAUACCCAAAGCAACUGCGAUCCUGCAAUUCCAUAUGAUGGAGCUCCAUUUUUGAUUCAUGGAAAAAAAAUCCUCGAAUGCCAUCAAGGGCCAAACAGAGAUAGGAAGACCAAUGAAAAAAAGUUUCAGCAGUGUAAAAAAAAUUCUGAUCAUACGUACAAAGUCAGCCAAAGAAACUAUGUUCAACCGAGUAAAAAGAAAGGUUGCCCUGCCAAAAUAAAAAUCCGCCAUGUACUUAAGUUUCCUGGAUACCAACUUGCAGAAAACCAGAAUUCUAAAUACAUCCGGAACCAGGUUGCAGCCAAACUGAAGGAAGAUUUAAAAUACAAAAAUCAUGAUGUGUUAUCUGAACACAGAUUCUAUGUUUCCUUUCCAGAAAAUGAUGAACAUUGCAAUCAUCUAAAAGGAGAGGCCUCCUGUAUCCUACAGCCGAUGGACAGGAGACUCUCCGAGUACAUUAAGAAGAUUGUAAUGGAGCACGGGGUAACAAGUACUCUAAAAAUGAAGUUGUUGCUUGAGGUCUACUUGAAGGAGUUCAUUUUUAAAGAUACCCCUUUGCCACCCAAAUAUAACAAAAGAUUUUGGCCUUCAUUAAAAGACAUAUACAACCAUAUGGGAAGUCAGUUAUUGAAACUGAGGGACAGCUGUAUUGAUCAGCAAAUAAUUCAGGAAAUGGUUACAAAAGAGAACUCAUAUCAUCCAGAUGACAAGUUUUAUAUAAGAACCAAGAAUGAAGAGUCAGAGUCCGUAAUUGAAGAACCUGAUGAGAAUUUAUUGUUGGAUGAAGAUUUUACCAUUCGACGCACUGGUUGCAGGAAUAAGUUUUUGUAUGUUCACCAAACAAAGUGGCAACAGGAACUAUUGAGACGUUAUGGAAAUGAGAUUUGCCUCUUGGACGCCACAUACAGAACUACACGAUAUUCUUUGCCCCUGUACUUUCUUUGUGUACCUACCAAUGUCAACUAUAUGACUGUUGCUACAUUUAUUGUGGAGUCGGAAGAUACACCUUCUAUACAAGAAGCUUUGUCAAUUUUAAAAGCGUGGAAUCUUGCAUGGAGACCUGCAUUUUUUAUGUGCGAUUAUGCCAAUGAAGAAAUUAAUGCCAUAGAAACUGUGUUUCCAGAGUCAUUUGUAUACCUUUGUGAUUUUCACCGUGAACAGUCCUGGGAUAGGUGGCUAAAGGCAUCCCACAACUGUAUAGGAAACGACAAACCAGAAAUUUUGAACCUCUUCCGUUCUAUUGCACAUGCAAACACCAUUGAGGAAUUCAACAUGGCUAAAUCAGCUUUAGAGGAAAGUAGGUUCUGGACCAACAACAGUCGAUUGAGAAGUUGGUUCAAAGACAGAUGGUUGGACAAACACAAGCGAUGGGUAAAGGCUUUUCGCCAGAUGAGGUUCAAUGCCUCCGUUAAUACCAACAAUGGGGUUGAACGACAGAACAAAAGCCUGAAAUAUGAAUUCUUAGAAAAGAAAAAGGCUAAAUCACUGUCUCACCUGCUCACCAUUCUCUGGCAUGAAUUUCUUCCGGACAUCUACCAAAGAUACGUUAGACAGAACUUGUCUUCUGCUGAAGAAGCAAGGAAUUAUGCAGAGAACAUACCAGGGUUUCUUGUAAAUCGGCCAGGAAGUGUUGUUAAACACUGUUAUAAGAGGUGGGACGACUCCGUUAACAUUUCUGUUGAUGAUAUAGACCAGAUAGGAGAAGGUCAGUUUCUGGUAAAAAGCCAGACACCUGGUUGUUCACAAGUGUAUACUGUCAACUUUUUGCCAGGAGGAUUUCCUAUUCCAUCUUGUAGUUGUGAUGAUUGGAGGAAACACCACCUCAUUUGCAAGCACUUUUGUGCAAUUUUUAGACAUACUCCGUGGAAGUGGGAGCAGCUUCCGAAGGAGUACAGGAAUAAUCCUUUUAUCACCCUUGAUGAUGAUGUACUUCACCACUUCUGUUCUCCAACUGAAGAAGAUACUACAAUAAACAGUGAACCCUGCUUUCAAGAAUCCGAGUCUUCAAUGAAGGGAAGCCAAUCUUUGCCCGUGCCUACUAAAUCAAGAUUGUCAAAAUUGAGGUCAAAAAUCUUGGGCAUUUUUGAAGUGAUAAAAUCACAUGUUUAUAGCUGUAAAGAUGAGGUUCGCCUAGAAGAGGUUUUCAACAAGCUUCAAAAUACAGCAGAGACUCUUAGAGACCUUUCAUGUGAGAACAAUGAGUUUCUGGUUGAUGAAGAGAAGGACAUGACCCACAUAGGCACCCCAAAAGCCAGGAGAUUAUCUCUUUCCAAGAAAAGAAGAAAAGGUACAGGUAGACAUGGUGUAGCAGCUGACAGAUUAAAGACUUACUCUUCAAAAGGCAUUGGGGAUUUAUUGAAGAGAGAGAGUGACGAGUGUAAAGUUAUUGAAGAAGAAGUGAUCUCUAUAGAUGACAAUGAUCAAUGUGUAUUUAACACAAUUUCUGAUGUAAAAGGCAUUUUGAAGAGAAAAGGAGAAAAUAAUUCAUCAGUCAAGAAAAGAGUUCAAUUUUCUGAUACAUAUUCUUCAUACCCACAAGAGGACAUAAAGCAAUGUUGUAGCCAUGAUGCUUUACAAGAAGUGAGAAAACUUUGGAGUUUGGAAAGAGGUACAGGAUAUAUAGUGGGGAAAGUUUCCAACUUCAAUGUUACUGAUACUGACAUAAGAUCUCUGAAUGGCACUAGAUGGGUGACUGAUCAGGUUGUAGAUGCAUAUUUAGCAAAUAUUGUGCAAAGAGAGCUUGAGAAGGGCAAGUCUGUUUCAUUGUAUCCCUCACAAACAAUGAAAAGUUUAGUAGAAGGGACUUUUUCUGUUGAUAAAUGCAGACAAAAGUUGAAACUAUGGGAGUACUCUACUAUAAUUGGAGCAGUGUGCCAAAACAACCAUUGGACAAUCCUGAUUAUCGACCCAAAGAAAAGGAUUGUUAAUUUCAUAAAUCCAAAGGGAGAAGGGGAUUCAGAAUUAAAUAAAAUUAAGAAGAACUGGUGUGCAUAUAUCAAAGCCAGGAAGGAGGUAUACAAUGAGGUGGAGGCAGAGGAUGGCAGUUGGUCUGUGCAGACAUUAAAACACUCCAAGCAAAGAGAUGCAUUUAACUGUGGAGUAUAUUGCCUAAUAUUUGCUGAUCGAUACUUUCUGGAGGAACCGCUGACAGAUAUAACAGACAAGAGCCUCUCUACCGCAAGAAAGGAAAUUGCUGCCUCUUUGAUGAUGUGUAAUGCCUGGCAAGCAGAAUACUGUCCUACAUGUGGAUUUAGUACAGAUGAAGAAGAGUUGGUUAGAUGUAAAAAAUGCUGUAAACCCUUUCACAAGGCUGAAGCAUGCGUUGGUCCUGGUAAUUUAACCAACAGAACUUCAGGUUUUACUUGCCUGAUUUGCUCCAAGAGUUAUGAAGACCCACCAGAAGGUAUAGGAACUGGAAAGAAGAGGAAGAGUUCUCCAGAAAAAGAGACCACUGCCCAGCUGGAAGAUAAUGUUCAAAGCUUGUGGACAGAAAAGCCAGUUGGACACCUGUGUAGUAAAAUAGGUCACUACAAAUUAAGUGACAAAUCUUUCCAUUGUUUGAAAACAAUGCUUCCAGAUGAGGUCCUUGACGCAUAUAUGUAUCUGCUGUCUGCUUCUCAUGAGAGCAAGAAGAUAUAUCAUGUCAAUUGCACUAUUAUGACAGCAAUUUUUCAAGGGAAUGCAGAAUUGCAUAACUACCUUUCAGAGGUGCCCAAGUUGGAUGAAUUUGAUGUUAUUUGUGGUGCUCUAAAUGAAGGUUCCUGUCAUUGGACUCUAAUAUAUGUGGAACCCAAGAAUAAAUUGUUGUUUUACAUCAACCCAUUAGGAGAGUCAUACCAAAGGCUCAGACGUGUUGAUGAGAAAUGGAAAGAGUUUUUAUUUGGAAGAGAAAAUUUGGGCAUAGAGGAAUCCACCACAGAGUGGUUUGUUCACCCAAAAAAACAUCCACGUCAGAGAGAUUCUACAUCCUGUGGAGUUAUAGUAUUGAAGUUUCUAGAGCGUUUGCUUCAAGAUGAGGAUUUAGAUAUUGAUAUUCAGAAAGGCGAAAUGAUGCGAGCAAGGGAAAACAUCGGACAGGUCCUGUUAAAAAACAGUGAUGAUUUUGAUUGCAACUGCAGCCAUUGUUUUACAAAAGAAACAACUACAAAGGAAUCAUUGACCUCUGCAAAUUAUGAUUUGAGGAAAGACCCCAAAAAGAUAUUUGCCUUAUUCAAAGUUCAGACGUUUGAGAGAGAGCUCUACAGCUUUGAGGGAUGUGAAGAUUUCCCAAAGCAAGAACAAAUGAAUGAGUGUAUGGAAAAGAAGGCUUCAGAACAGAUUGCCGAAUGCAAUGCUUGGUUGCACAAGAGCGUAAAUGCUGAAACUGAACAGUCCAAGAAGGUGGUCAGCAUUUUGUGCGAAUGGCCAAGAAAGGAUCUUCCCAUCAGCAAGGGAACAGGAAACAUACUAGGCCACAAUAUAGCAACCUUGUUUUCAACACACAUCAAAGCUAAGCUGAAGGAAAUAAUGGAAUUAGAGGAGGGUGACAAGAGGUGUUAUGAGCCACACUGGAGACAUCUGCGGUGGAUUGACAGAAAUGAUUUCACAGACCACAACAUUAUGAAUAACUCUUUUAAAGGAAUGGAAGAAAGAAUUAAACUUUUCUCUAAAAAGAGUUUUACAGAAAUUAGUGCCCUUGUUUUGGAAGAAUUUGCCUUGUUUAAACCAAAAACAAUCAUUGGUCUCCUGAGUCCCCCAGGAUAUUACCUGAGCGUGAAAAAUUGCAGGAAUGAGAAGUUAAUGGCAACACUUGAGGAUGGACCUGGUCAAAAAUUCAAUGAAGGAGUGCGAUAUUUCAAGGACGUGUUGCUUGUAGAAGCAAGAAUCAUCUACGCCUCCAUUGUUAAAAACCUUCAUUAUAGAGAGGCUGAAGAACUUCUAUACCCAAUGAAAUAGCAUCUGUGCAUGGUUUCAAUUGAGUUUUGAGAUUUGUGUAUAUCUGAUAGAUUGUUUUUCAUCAAUCAGUAUGACAUUUUACAAUAUAUUAUUAUUUUGCAAUUGUGAACUUAUAUUAUUUGGUUUUUUUUCGUCAUAUUUUGUAUAAAAGUACAC